UCACAUGAUCGCGUUGGGAGCUAACCAGGAAAUCGAGGGUUGUUUAGGGUGAAAGAAGAGGAGCAGAUGCUCUAAUCCGCGCUCACAAGCAUGUCUCUUUGCAAAACCCGCCCGUUUUUUGUUUUAUUGGUAAUAAAUAUUUACUCUCUCGUGUCCAGCGACGGAGUAAACCUCGGCGCUUCAGAUUCAGUGGACAAACUGGGACAAACGCCGUCUUUGAGCCAUGUUGUGGUGAACUCUCCUGUUUUCAAGCCUGCGUUGGACUCCUCAUUCUCUAUCAGUCUGCUGUCCUCCUUCCCUGAAGACCUGGAAAUCAGUGACUACUGCAGCGAGCUGCUCCACAUAUUCGGACAGCGGUACGUGACCUACGUGAACUGUCUCAUACCUGCCGCUCGACCCGUCCAUGUGUGUCAGAACUGUUUCGCCAGUUAUCGCAGCCUCUUGGACAUCUACGCGAACAUAUCAUCGGAACAGAUGGGUCCUGGUAAUGUGAGCUGCAAGGACAGUCUUCUGCGCAGUGAUCGGCUGAUGCUGGUUUAUCUGCUGUACAGCAACCUGGAGGGUCUGUGGACCAAAUCAGACUGUAAAUACUGCAUCACUGAGGGACUUCAGAGUCUAACCAAUGACACACUGUACUUCAUGAUGACUCUCAACCAAACUCUCACCUGCUUUGAGAAGUAUCAACAGGGGAAUCAUACAGAGCUAUGCAAAAACUGUAAAAGCUCAUACAAAGGCCUGAAUGAGCUGUACAGCAGAAUGGAGAACAAUCAUACUCUGUGUAUCGACAUAGAGGAUGCGAUGAAUAUGACACGCAGACUGUGGAGUAAGAAUUUCAAUUGUUCCUUCCCCCGUGAGGAGACGGUGCCUGUCAUCGCUGUGUCCAGCUUCAUGCUCUUUCUGCCCAUCAUCUUCUACUUGAGCAGCUUCCUUCACUCUGAACAAAAGAAACGCAAGCUCAUACACCCCAAGCGAGCAAAGUCAUACACCACCUUGAUGAACAUUCAGGACAAACUGACCUGAAGAGGAGAGAGGUAAUCACUGAAAUGGAGGACAGCGGUUUUCCUUUUUAUAGAGAGUUGCAAGAUUUGACCGUUCACUGUCUCGUGCCUGAGGUUUGACACACCUCCUGUUUGUGAAUGUAGAUCCCUCAGCUGCUGCUGUGAUACUAGUCAGUAUUCAAAGGACUUCAAGGAUCAAAACAAAUGAAACUGAAAGAGAAAUGCACUGGAAUUUUUAUUGCACAAAAUGGACUUUGGGAACAUUAUACAUUUGGUUUCACAUCCUUACAGCCCUCUUCUCAAAAUGUAGUAAGUGGUUUCAGAAAACAUGAAAUAAAAACAUGCAGAAGUUAGAUUUUCUCAGAUUUAUAGCAAAAAAAAAAGGACAAAAAAAUUUAGAAAUUGUCCAGACAUUGUGUUUGACUCUGGCUCUUACUACCAUGUUUAAUAAUCAGCUUUCUUUUGUUAAUUUGAACUUAUACUUUGGAUUUCCAAGAGACAGGACCUGUGUUGGAAUCAAUGUCAGGCGCAUCCAGCAGUCUGAGACACACAGCUGUCAUUGGAAAGAGUGAAUGGCUUGAAUUGUGUGUGUGUGUGUGUGUGUGUGUGUGUGUGUGUGUGUGUGUGUGUGUGUGUGUGUGUGU
Molecule: messenger RNA, 1642 nt
Organism: Seriola aureovittata
Lineage: Eukaryota; Metazoa; Chordata; Actinopteri; Carangiformes; Carangidae
Gene: ostm1
Product: osteoclastogenesis associated transmembrane protein 1
Exons: 6
Coding region: 91-1020 (309 amino acids)
Cellular component (GO): cytosol
Source: RefSeq, a predicted model, not a curated record